AUGAACGCACCAUCCAGCGACGACCCGGCGCCCAUCUACGACAGCGUAGAUAUCGAUAUGGUUGUCAAAGUUCUGUCGCAGACUGCUUUCAGUCCUUUCUUUACGUGUUUCAUACCCAUAUUCUACGCAUUUCAAGGUUACGAGUUCACGAAUCCAGUUGUGAUCGCUCCAUCCAUAUACUGUGCAGCUGUUUCUGCUUUCUGCAGGGCUCUUGAAAUGGAUCUCACAGCUGUACCGCAAUCAAGAUUCGUAGUCGUCACUGGAGUGACCGAAAACUAUAAUAUCGCCUAUUACCCAUGCGACGUUUCGAAGUGGGAGGAAGUUGAGGCCGUUUCGAAGAAGAUCAUUGAUGAGAUCGGUCAACCCACUAUGCUCAUCAACAACGCUGGCGUUGCUCAAGGAAAACUCAUCAUCAAUCUCAAGCCAGAGGAUAUAUACCAGACAUUUGGUGUGAAUACCUUGGCCCAUUUCUGGACCUUGAAGGCAUUCUUACCGGGAAUGAUCAAAAAUAAGACUGGUCAUAUUGUGACGAUGUCAUCUAUCAUGGGCUUCGUUGGCAGCGUCCAGAUGACCGAUUAUAGCGCAUCAAAGGCCGCUCUGGUGACCAUGAAUGAGUCUCUGCGUUACGAGCUUGACAAGGUCUAUGAUGCGCCUGGGAUCCGUACUACCCUAGUCUGUCCAGGGCAUAUCCUAACGCCCCUGUUCUCUACCAUCCAGCUUCCAACCAAUCCGUUCUUCAAGUUCCUUGCACCAUCCAUCGCGCCAGUGACUGUAGUAAAAGCAAUCAUCACUGCACUUGACGCCCAACAGUCCCGAACUAUUUACCUGCCGUUUUACACGAAUAUGGCUCCGGUGUUGAGGAUGAUACCUAGUUACCUUAGGGAUAUUUCCCAAAAGUUUUCUGGAGCUGAUUAUUCGAUGAGGAAUUUCACUAAGGUAACAGCACGGAGGCCGGAUGAGGGAGACCUUCCCAUAGCUAAUGGUAAAUACUGA
Molecule: messenger RNA, 993 nt
Organism: Suillus paluster
Lineage: Eukaryota; Fungi; Basidiomycota; Agaricomycetes; Boletales; Suillaceae
Product: retinal short-chain dehydrogenase reductase
Exons: 12
Coding region: 1-993 (330 amino acids)
Molecular function (GO): oxidoreductase activity, acting on the CH-OH group of donors, NAD or NADP as acceptor
Source: RefSeq, a predicted model, not a curated record